ACGUAUAUUAUAGUAAAUGUUGCAUAUUACAAAUUAUUGAAAUGGAAAUAUUGUAUCAAUUUAAUUACUCGAUUUAAUUAGAACAGGACCUAAAAGUGAAGCUCAAUUAUUCUAAUAACCUUGCAAAUUAGCUUCACUUCCUUCUUUUGAUUUACCAUCCUGUUUAUAAAACAUUGUUUUUCAAAAGUUUUCUCCGUUGAACUAUAACCCGGCCUGUCAUGCGCAGAAAUCUUAUCAGCUCUGCUGACCUGCGCCUAUCAUUACUGAGUAAGACAGUGCCAAAGCAACCGGACUCUUUGCUCCCAGACAUCCAACCUCCUUUUAUAACAAAACUAUGACUGUUCCAAAUACAAAAUAUACCAUAGUGAAAACUCUACUUGUUUAGUUUGUGUUGUGUUUUUUAAUUAAAUUCUAAAAUGAAGGUUUUAAUCGUGCUAAAUAUAGUGCUGUGUUUAAUUUCGACGAAUUUUGUCUGUGCCACCCUCUCAUCAUCCGAGGAGUCAUACGUCACAGACUCAUGCUGCUCUCACGCCGAGGGUGCGGCGCUGUCUGCCUCCUCAUGUGCAGCUAUAGAACCGCCUGAAGACAUCGAGCCUGAACAACUGGAGACAUGCGUGGCAGCUAUCGCCAGCUGUUGUGAAAAACAAUUCAAACUAAAGGACUCUUGCGCAGCGGGAAUGAAAUUAGCAGCUGCUAAGAAAUGUAGCACUCCAGAUUCUGAAAUCGGGAAGACAUGUUGCGAGGAGUGUUCCUUCGGAAGAUGGACAGGCGAGUCCCAGGGUAAGGAGGCGUGUGGCUCCCCUCCAUCACCAGAAGGCGUCAGUCCUGAAACUGCGCUCAGGAAGAAUGCCUAUCAUGCGUGUUGUGUGGAAGCGGCAGAAACCCCAGAAACUACCACAGAAAAGAAACCGGAGACCACAACGCCGAAAAAAGUGGAGACCACAACAGAGAAAAGAGUGGAAACCACAACAGUGAAGCAGACAUGCAAGAAGGAUUCGUGCGAGCACGAGUGUGAUGACGAAGGCGGCGUCGUGAGGUGUUCCUGCCGCGAGGGGUACCGGCUGCAGGAUGACAAGAAGUCCUGUAAAGAUAUAAAUGAGUGUGCGGAAGCGACUGAUGAUUUAUGUACAGUGGAGGAUACCGUGUGCCAUAACAUGCCUGGAGCGUUCAAAUGCGUGCCCAUCCAUAAGAGAGAGGUGGGGCUCAGCUGCCCGCCUGGUUUCAAGAGAAAUGUCAUCAACCAAGUAUGCGAUGACAUCAACGAAUGCCAGCUCCCCCGCCCCCCCUGCCCGAAGUACCUCUGUGAGAACACGAUAGGAGGCUACAAGUGCGCCGGCAAGAUGGGCAAGCCCUUUACGGAGGCUGUGCCCGGAGCGGUCACUGAACCCGCUGUGACCCCAUCCAGUGCUCCUAAGAAUGAUAUCUGUCCUCCAGGAUUCAGGGCUGGACCUGAUGAUGAAUGUAUUGACAUAGACGAGUGCGUGGAGAGCCUUGACGACUGCCAGCACCUGUCACAGCACUGCAUCAACACGCACGGCAGCUUCUUCUGUCAGGACCACGUGUCCAAGCGCUGUGCCCCUGGCUUCAAGGUCAACAGAGCCACCGGGAUCUGUGAAGAUAUCGAUGAAUGUGAAGAGAGUUCUGAAGUUUGUCAGCGUCAUGAGCUAUGCAUCAAUCUACCGGGAGCGUACAACUGCAAGUCAAAAAUAAGCACUCUGCCAAAGCUUGCUACUAAAACCUGCCAGGAAGGUACUAGACUUCGGCCUGGAGGUUCAAUUUGUGAAGAUAUCGAUGAAUGUCGCGAGGGCACACAUCUGUGUGACCAGUUCCAGAACUGUAUCAACUCUUUCGGUGGACACGAGUGUCGCUGCAAGACUGGCUUCUCUCUAGACUCAGCAUCAGGAUCCUGUGUUGAUGUCGACGAGUGCGCGUUAAACCUGGAUAAUUGCGGCCUUGGACAGUUCUGUCGCAACCUGCUUGGCUCCUUCACAUGCUCUCGCCAAGCCCCCACCAGCUCCACCACCAACCCGCCACUCUACGAGUACGAGUACUACGACUCCGAUGAAGACAAUUCAACAACAGACAGCGGCUACCCAGAGACAGUACCAACAAUCCCUACGACAUCAUCCACAACCACAACACGUCGACCCACCACAACCUCCACCACCACAACUAGCACCACCACUACACCCAGACCCACAACCACAUCAUCAACCACAGUCAGACCUGCCAGGAUCUACCCCUACCCACCUUACUACGAUAGGCCAAGAUAUACCACAUCAACGACAGUUAGAACCACUACUGCAAGGAGACCAGAAUACCCUUACCCCCGCAGACCAGAAUAUCCUCGCAGACCAGAAUACAACCCAAGAAGACCCGAAAAUUACCCUAGGAGACCGGAAUACCCCAGACCAGAAGGACCUGUGCCCAGACCGGAAGUGACGGAACCUCCUCGAAGGCCUGAGCGUCCAACUCCAGAAGUACCUGAUGAUCGAAGGACCAAUGAAAUAGGCGGAGAUAAGCCAUUCGAUCGUCCUGACUUCGAUAUCGCUGACUUGCAUUGCUUGGACGGUUUUGAAAAGGAUGCCGAAGGAAAUUGUGUUGAUGCGGACGAAUGCGCUGCUGGGCAGCACGCGUGUAAAAACACGGAGAUUUGUGUGAACAAGCCCGGCGGGUACAUCUGCGAGUGCAUGGCCGGGUUCCGCAGGGACGCGUCAGGGUACUGCAACAUUAUCACCACUCCUAGCGCGCCUAGAGUCACCACUACAAGUACCACUACUAGCACUACUACUGAAACGGCAUUAACAUCCCCUGAGUUCACCCCAACCUGGGCUUACACCCCGACCCGACCGGGUCGCAGGUACCCGCAACCCUCGUGUGAGCUGGGCUUUAUAUACGAUACCAGUCUUGGCAAAUGUGUUGAUAUCGAUGAAUGUGCCACAAACAAGGCGAAGUGCUCGGAGCGCGAAGACUGUGUCAAUAUUGAGGGAGGGUACAGGUGCGAGUGCGGCAGGAGGUGUCGUGGAGAAGGGGACAAACCUACUUACAGCCCUGCCCUAAUUACAACGACUGCCCGACCAACCCCAACACCUUCCAACGAGGGUCGCAACGUGAUCACAGUGGGCGCGCAGUACGGCCAGCGGGGCCCGUACUCGCCGCGCCCCACCUACACGCGGGUCCCCGAUGUCGGGGCCCUGGUGGCUGCCUGCCCCUGGGGAUACAAGCUUACACCUGAUAAAAGAUGUUACGACAUCGACGAGUGCGCCCGCAACGUGUCGGAGUGUGGUCCAGACCAGCGCUGCGAGAACUUCUACGGAGGGUACUCGUGUCAGUGCCCCGCGGGACACCGCCUCGUCGGACAGAACCAGUGCGAGGAUAUCAAUGAGUGCAUGCAUGGCAAUCCAUGCGCCUACAACGCGGAAUGCGUGAACACAUGGGGCUCGUACCAGUGCGUCUGUCGCGAAGGGUUCCGCAACGCGCCCUCCAACGACAAAGUAUGUGUGGAUGUGGACGAGUGUUCCGAGAACCCCGGGGUCUGCGCACAGGGCUGCUCCAACACCUGGGGAAGUUACAGGUGCUACUGUAAGCGAGGGUAUAGGCUGGAUGAUGAUAACAAGACAUGCGUGGACGUGAAUGAGUGUGAGGAGUUCUCCGCGGUGCGCCUGCGCGGCAGCCUGUGCGGCGGGGACUGCAUCAACGAGCCCGGCAGCUACCGGUGCGCGUGUCCUGCCGGGUACCGCCUGUCCGAGGAUAGCAGGAGCUGUGUUGAUAUCGACGAGUGCGAGACAGGCGAGGCGCGAUGCGCGCACAGCAGUGACGAGGGAUCCGUCUGUCAGAAUACCAGAGGCAGCUACCACUGUCAUCAGAUACAGUGCCCGCCUGGGUACAAACUGGAGGCCAAGCACCGCUGUACCCGCGUGCAGCGCUCGUGCCAGAUCGGCGACUGGACGUGUCUGCAGCAGCCCAGCACCUACAGCUACAACUUCAUCACCUUCGUCGCCAACAUUUACUUGCCGACAGGCAGCGUGGACCUGUUCACGAUGCGAGGUCCGUCAUGGCGGGAGUCGGUGGUGAGCUUCGAGAUGCGCAUGGUGGAGGUCCAGGCCUCGCCCGGCGUCAAGCCGGCUGACUUCAGGUGUUUCGACAUGCGGCCAUCUGGCAACAUCUGCGUGAUCUCCCUGCUGUGCUCGCUAGAGGGCCCGCAGGUGGUCGAGCUGGAGCUGACGAUGUCCCUGUACCAGCGCACCAUGUUCGCGGGCAGCGCGGUCGCAAGGCUCAUCGUUAUAGUCUCGCAGUACAAGUUCUAGUACAAGGACUAUUUUAUAUAAUGUGCUGUGCUUUUUGAAAAUGUAUUUUUUAUGUGAAAUUUUAUUUCGAAUUCUUUAAUUGUUUUGGAAGAGAAUUUUGAAGCCUUUUUUGUUGACUUUUUGUAUAAAAAAAUGUACAUGGUACAUGUACGCGGUUCAAGCCCAUAGCUUAAGUUUGAUUUGUUUUUAGAGUUUUUAUAAGAGAAAGCGUUUAUCCUUGUGUCUACUUUGUGAUAUCUCUUUCCUUGUCUUUAAGAACAGUCUUGAUUUUAAAUUUCUAAAAUGUUUACAUAAGUUUUUAUUUUAACUGUUUUCUACCAGAACCCAAGAUGUUAAGGAAACUUGCUUGAAGCAACCUUUUACCCUCAGCUGCUGUGUCUCAAGGCUAGGCAUAGGUCUCCUCAUAUGUUUAAAAGUACGGUUUUUUUGUAGGUUUAAGAAUAAUGUAGUAUAAUUAUAAUAGGGACAACAUAAUUGAAUAGAUUUCCUUAUCAAGGUUAUCUCAUCCCACACAUUAGCGAUUACUUAAUAUUUAUAUUGUUUUUAUAUACUUUAAAUUAAGAUCAUCCGAUCACCUUCACGUAACUUGUACCCACACUUAGACAUUGUAAAUAAAACAGUGCCAUAAAUUGGAA
This is a messenger RNA of Trichoplusia ni (cabbage looper), 4942 nucleotides long. Its product is annotated as fibulin-1-like. The record is from RefSeq and is a predicted model, not a curated record. The transcript is spliced from 24 exons. NCBI's taxonomy places the organism in Eukaryota, Metazoa, Arthropoda, Insecta, Lepidoptera, Noctuidae. Gene Ontology annotation, molecular function: calcium ion binding. The coding region runs from base 417 to 4307 and encodes 1296 amino acids.